AUGCGCGACCUUCCCGGAUCUUCGGAGACCUUCGGAAAAUCCAUGUCUGGAUGUAUGCGAGACCGAGUCGAGAUGAGUACGAACGGAUACCCGAAAGCGCAAGUCCAGUCCAAACGGCGCAGAUAUCGCAUCCCUCGUAGUUGUGAUCGAUGUAGGCUCAGUAAAGUGAAGUGCGUCUUUGAAAAUGACCGCUGCAACAAUUGCGCCAGGCUUGAUGUGUCGUGCACGUUUGCAAACCCAGGCAGUCUGCAGGAGAGACCACCGACAGUCAAGGAUGUCCAGCAGCUUACAGCUCGCAUAAGAUCCUUGGAGCGACUCAUCCAUGCGGUGGACCCCACGCUUGACCUCAACACAUUGCCUAACCCCAACCGGCUCGUUUCGCACUCCCAUGGCGCGCCCGAGCUUCCCAGUCAACCGCCCGUCGCCCUCGCAUCUCCAUCGGAACCUGGUCCCGCUCAAACUAGUGGCACAAGAUGGCUACCAAUCUCUGCUUCGGCCGUUCUCGUCAAUGAGUGCAUGGCAUGCGAAU
This is a messenger RNA of Puccinia graminis f. sp. tritici CRL 75-36-700-3, 529 nucleotides long. RefSeq lists its product as uncharacterized. The transcript is spliced from 4 exons. Gene Ontology annotation, biological process: regulation of DNA-templated transcription. The annotation marks the transcript as partial. Lineage: Eukaryota; Fungi; Basidiomycota; Pucciniomycetes; Pucciniales; Pucciniaceae. The record is from RefSeq and is a predicted model, not a curated record. Gene Ontology annotation, molecular function: zinc ion binding; DNA-binding transcription factor activity, RNA polymerase II-specific.